UUGAGUGUUUGAACAGUUAAACUGAAAACAUCUUAAAUUUUUAAAAAAAAAAGCUGGGCAAAAAACAAAUGACAACUUUGACAAGUAUGAACUUGAGUGCAGUUGAGUGUGACCAGAGCAGAGCAGGGCUGAAGGAUGCAGUUCCUGAGAGGUUUCCAAGGGAACUGGGUGAGUGAGGAUCCGAGGCUGAAUGACAGGGAUUGUGGCAGAGCAGCAGACCAGAGCAGGCGGAGGAAUAGAUGAAGGGCCAGAGUCAGGGGCAGCAGGACUGAGAGAACACAGAGAAUGAGGUUAGUCAGGGAGCAAAGCAAAAACAACUUGCAAACAAGCAGAAAUGAGGCUGGAGCGUAGCAACACAAACUGGUCAAUGAGACUAUGAUCUGACAGUGUGGAGAUGGCAGAGCUGAGUAUUAGUAGGGAUCUUGAUUGCAGUGAUGAUGUGCAGCUGGGGGCUCCACCCUGACUCCAGCACACCUGCACGCAAUCAGACACACAGAGAGAGAAAGGGAAAGGGAGACAGCAGGUUACUGAGGCACUGAUGAAGGUCCAGGGGCAGAUAUAACAUCUAUCUCUGUCCAAAGAUGGUUUUUGAAGAGUCAGACCGCUCCGUCCAUUGUCGGUGUCAGCGUUCAAAACCAUAUGCUGUCAACUACCCUCCUCUCCAGUGCGCCUGCGCUCCCUCUCCUCCUCCUCCUCCUCCCCCCUCCCUCCCUCCGUCGGUGUGGCUCCGUUCUCUACCUGACAGCUCGUCGGAAGACAUGCACAGAACCGAGCCCCGGGCUCCUCACCAGCAGAGAUAAAGGGCCGUGCAGGUCUGGGGAUCGGGAGUAUCGCUGGAUACAGAGCGGCUGUUGUCCUGAGCAUCCUGCUACACACAGCGGCAUGGAGAGCUCCUGAUCCCGGCAGGAAGCCUGGAAGAGCACAGCUAUUCUUCCCUCGUCUCAUCUCGGAUCUGCUUGGAUAUUUCGAGGCCUGACCAUGUCUGCGAGAGAAAAGGGGAUCCUGACCAAAGACAGUGUCAGCCUGCUGCCCUGUUUCUAUUUUGUAGAGCUGCCGAUCCUGGUAUCGUCCGUGGUCAGCCUGUACUUUCUGGAGUGGACGGAUGUGUUCAAGCCGGUGAAGUCUGGUUUUAACUGCCAUGACCGCAGCCUGAGUCUGCCCUACAUCGAUCCCAACCACGAGGUCAUUCCCCUGCUGAUGCUGCUCAGCCUGGCCUUCGCUGGACCCGCCAUCACGAUAAUGAUUGGAGAGGCCAUCCUGUUCUGCUGUCUGUCUCGAAGGAAGAGCGGUGCCGGAGCCGAGGCCAAUAUCAACGCUGCUGGCUGCAACUUCAACUCCUUCAUACGCAGAGCCGUCCGCUUUGUUGGCGUUCAUGCAUUCGGUCUUUGUGCCACGGCCCUCAUCACUGACAUCCUUCAACUGAUGACAGGCUACCCAACACCCUACUUUCUCACCGUGUGUAAACCUAACUACACCACGCUCAACAUCAGCUGUGAGCAGAACCCCUACGUCAUGGAGGAUAUCUGCUCAGGUGCCGACCCAGCAGCCAUCAAUCAGGGCAGAAAAUCCUUCCCAUCGCAGCACGCUACCCUAGCAUCAUUCGCCGCUGUCUAUGUUUCGAUGUACUUCAACAGCACUCUGACUGACUCAUCCAAGCUGCUCAAGCCCCUGCUGGUCUUCUCCUUCAUCAUCUGUGCCAUUAUUUGUGGUCUGACCAGGAUUAUUCAAUACAAGAACCACGCCAUCGACGUCUACCUGGGAUUCCUGCUUGGAGGAGCUAUCGCUGUCUACUUGGGGCUGUAUGCAGUUGGAAACUUCCAGCCUAGUGAGGAGUCCAGCACCAGCCCCCCUCCCCAGCUCCACCGGCCCCCUUGUUCCUUACCCCACAUCAGCCAGGAAGCAGUCCUCCACCACCUGCAAAUGAAAGCCAGCAUGGCUGGGGAGGCAGGCAUCCCUACAUCCCACUCUGAGGGCCUUCUCCACCGAGGCCUCCAGCAGCAGAGGCCUGAUGACAGCCUGAAGCGCUCCAGUGCAGAUGCGGAAGUGAUCUCCCCCCGCAGCCCCCAGAGCAAAGACGCCAUGUUGACCUUUAGCCACACCCUUCCUCGAGUCCACACCCCCCAGGCUAUGGCAGCAUAUGAGGAAGCAGCCAGACGUCAUGCUGCCACCCUCCACCAUGCCUCCAUGGACUCCAGCCGCUCAAAGCAGCUUUUGUCUCAAUGGAAAAGUAAAAACAACAACCACAAAUGCUCCCUGCAGGUCCCAGACUCAUUCUCCUCCUCUGUAGACUCGUCAUCUGGCCAGUCCUCCCAGCAUCCACACCACCAUGGCAGCAUGGAGCUCCGAUCCAGCUCUGAGCCAUCGGCUAUGGGCCUGAAUGGAGGCUUUGAUGCUCAUGCAUAUAUGUCCAAACUGGCCACAGGUGCAAGUACCACUCUUCCCAGUAACUGCAGUGGCAUUACCGGAGGGGCCAGGAUAUCCAUGCAAUCCAGACCUGGGUCUUCACAACUGGUCCACAUACCAGAGGAAGCUCAUGAGAAUUACAACACCACCUCCCCACGGACAAUGGGAGGAGGAGGAGGAAGUGAGGGGAUGUCGACAGUAAAUAGCACAGUUCAGGCUAACUGGCAAAGGGCGGCAGAGAAGACUGCAGCCUGCAGGACUAACGAUAAUGGGCAGAACACCCAGCCACGAAUCAUGCAAGUGAUUGCUAUGUCAAAGCAGCAGGGCUUACUACAGACCCAUUCCAAGAGCUUAGAUGAGAGCAGUAUAGGCUGCAGCACCACCGGAAGUUGCCAGGGCUCGGCUCGCUACAGGGGGCUAACUGACCAAGACCCCAACAGCGCUACGGGGCCCAGCUCCCUGGGCAGCACCACAGGCAGUAUUUCAGGGAGCACCGGAGCAAUUGUCAGAAUAGAGGCCCACCCUGAGAACAACAGGCCAGUGAUCCAAGCUCCAUCCACAGAUGGAAGUGGAUCAUGGAGGUGGCGGUCCCUGGAUCAUGGCACCGGAGCUGGUGGAGGUGCAGGGAGUGCAGGAGGAGGAGGUGGGAGUUUGAGGCAGUCCUUUGAGCUCAAUGAUCUAAACAGAGACUCAGAAAGUUCAGACUCAAUACGUGAAGGGUCCAUUGACAGGAAGCGUGCCAAUCAUAUUGUUACCACCACUGCCACUGUUAGCACACCACCUAUAGUUACUGUCCACACCCAGAGCACCGGCCAGUCAGAGCAGCGGCUCCAUCCCCAAGGCCUGUCUACCAUAAGGGUCACCCCAGGGGAUGGUAGUGGUAGUGGAUCCGGAGGAGGUGGAGGUGGAGGAGGAGGAAGUGGAGAGACCGCCUCAGAAACCCCCUCAGUCACCUCUAGUCGUGAGUCAACGCUGCGGAGAAAGGGCAAUAAUAUCAUCCUAAUUCCAGAGAGAGCCAACAGCCCAGAUAAUGCCCGGAACAUUUUCUACAAGGGGACAUCGAUAACUCCUGUUUUCAAGGAAUAACUUAGGAAAUGACUGCUUUCAUGGAAUGAUGGGAGGCUUCAGAGAUAAUAAGGCAAGGCAGCUGGAUUUUUGAGAACCCCAUAUCUGUGUCAACAGUCAGUAUUACCAUCCAUUGUAUAUAUCAUAAUAACUUCAAAAGAAAAGGUUUUAUUCAGCAUGAGAUUUUGUACGUGUCUACACUAAAGCACAACCUUUUAAGUGUUAUAGAAAUAAUCACUGUGUACUUUUGUGGUCACUCCUAAGGAUACCUAUAGUAAUGUCAAUGCUGUGCCAGUGGUUUGAGGACAGGGGAACCUUUUUUUAAACAGUGCUGUAUGUUUUGGAUAUAAAUCAUCACAAAAAAGAAAAAAAGCAAGUAGCACAGAAAAUUUCAAACUGUGGCAAACUACUGCAAAAUAAUUGUAUCAUAGCUGUGAAACCAAUGUUUACUUCCCUGCACUGUAAAUACUGUGUAUGUUUGAAAAAGGGUGCUACACCUGAAAAUACUAUUUACUAUACAACAUACUGUAUAAUUUGAAUAGAUAAAGAAUUAAUUAUUUUACAAAAAGUAAACAACUAUGACAUUAAUAUGUAACAGAGAUAUGUUUUGUAUUUCGUCUUUCUGUACAGAUACCACAUACUCAACAGAAUACUGUUUUGAACCAUAAGUGUGCUUAGCAUUCCUUCUGUAGCUAUGAAGUCAAAUAUGCUGUGACUUGCACUGAAAUAUGCGUUUACUGUACCUUGUAUACUGUAAACCCUGACCUUACCUUUAUAUCCUGUACCUACAUUUGGAUGUCCAUAUCAAUCCCAUAUCUACUGCACAAAAAGCAGCAAAAAGUGGAAUAUUUUGCUUCUUUAUACCAUAGGAUAAUUAGCACAUUUCCAAAAAUUAAAUGCAAUACUUGACCUCAAGCUUUCCACCUGAAUUUGGCAGGUUUCAUUCUGCCUAAAGGCUGUCUUUUUAGGUUUUAAAAGGAACGCGUAAGCAUUUUGAGAAAUAAUUGCACCACUUACUUUUCUUUUCCAAAGCAACAGCAGCUUAGUAUUUAGAGGCAUCUGCCAUGCCAAACUGACAAAAUAUUCAUUUUGAAAGAGGAUUUGACAAUGAGAAAAAAUACUUACAGAACCAGACUUCACAACUUCUACUGUAUAUCAGUUUCAUCUCUGUGUCCAUCAUGAAAGUAGUUGGUUUGAGGUAAUUUUUUGUUUGUUUGUUUGUUUGUUUUUUGCUUAGCUUAGCAAAAAGACUGGCAGUAGGAAUAAUGUAUUAAAGAAAACAACUCCAUAGCUGUCUUACUAACAUUCUGUAUCUUGUUAUAAAGCAAUCUAAUCGCACUGAUCCAUCCAAGAGUCACCAGGAUUGUGUUGAGAGGACUGCAGUCACCAAGCAGCUGUUGAUUCAUACAUAGCUCAAAAACCCAAAGUACCACAGUGUCUCUUUACUAUUUCUACUGAUUGUAAAUAAACAGGUUGAUGGAUACCAUGUUUUUUACUUUGGAUGGAGACUAGCAAUUUCCCCCCGGUCCCAGUCUUUGUGCUAUGCUAGGCUAAGAAACAUCUUGGCGCUAUCUCUGUACUGGACGCACAGAGAUGAGACUGACAUUGAUCUCUUCUGACUCUAUUUCAGAUAGCAAACAAGUAUAUUUCUGAAAAUAUUUCAGUGUUCCGUUGAUUCAUUUUCUUAUUAGACAUCAUUUUAGAUGUUGUUUAAAAGCAGAAUGCUCUGUAAAUCACUAUAGAUGGUACAUAGUAGCAAAAAUCUCACUUGAUUUGUUGUAGCCUACAUUUGCAGGUCCUACGAGUAGCAUUUUUCAACAAGAAUAUAUAAUGUUGCUGUCAAAUUGUAAUACCUCAGUCUAAUUAUCAUCAUCAAAUGAAAACUUACUGACAUCUUUGGCUUUGCUGAUCAGAAUAAGCAUGUAAGAGAUGAUUAUUGCUGUUUAGCACUCCUUCCACCAUCUGCCAUAUACACUGGAAGAAUGACUCCUUCGUCCAGUGUUGUGCUGUAAAGUGAUUUCCUUUAGUGCCAUCAAGCAACCAGCAGAUUUUCUACCAAGUCCAACCCAGUGUGUCAAAUGCUUUGUAGAGGCCAGUUUAGGCUGCCAGUUCUUCUCAGCAGUCAUCUGGUUUGUUUACAGUGCUAGUGGUUGUCUCAAUAUGUUUUCUUCAUUUUCACAUGAAUAUACAGUACAUACAGGACGGUGACUGUUGGGAAAAAGCUAUGAGGAAUGUUUCUCAGUUAAGGAAUUACAAAUCUGUUUACAAUGGUUUACAUGCUGGUGCAUAUCACUAAUCAAUAUCUCAGUGGUUAAAUAAGACCCUGCUGGAUAUAAAAUAAAUUUGAUACUAAUACUCCAGUAUUGGCACCAAUUGUCCCAUGAAACUAUUUUGCUAGAGUGACUUGAGUAUCUGGAAAAAUUGCCAAAGCAAAGAAUUUUUCAUAGGAAAAGAAUAUAAAUCCUCAAAUGUAAUUUAAUUUUCUGUAUUUGUAUAGCAAGCCUGCAUUAUAUUGUACAUGAUUUAUUCUAUACCCCAGUGACAUUUGCAUGACCACUUUUCUAUAGUGCAUAUCACAAUUUUUUUUUAUCAUAAACGUGCUUUUAGUUUGAAUUCACAGAAGUGUUUAAUGGUAUGUUCUUUAUCUCUGUGUUUCCUAGUGAAAUAUGACAAUCUUUUUAUCUGAGUACUGUUGCCCCCUCAGGUCAUUACUACAGGCUGGUUUUCUUUGUUACUUAGUUGAUGCUGCCAUUCACUCUGUAUCCUAUUAAUUUGAAAUGUGCACAUGAUCUGGAGUUUUGAUUCAAGCUGAAUCAGUCUCUCAGAAAGAAAAACAUUAUGUAAAUUAGGUUUGUUGGAUUUUGGCUUGUACCCAUUACCACCAUAACAAUUCUGUACAGUACAGUAGAUUUGACUGCUCUCAGAAUGGCAAAACAUAAAACAGACAGAACAUUGGCUCUUGUGAGAAUUACAACGCAAUUAAGUUUUCAUUUUAACAUGAGUGAUCUAGAACUGUGGAAUGUCAGUCUCUUGACUGCAUAUAUGUUAGCCAGCUUGGCUAAUAGAUAUGUUCCUCACUGUUGUACCAAGGUGAAUUAUAUAGAAACGGCUCUAUGUUGAAAAGCCUUCAAAAGAUGAUUUGUUUCAAUGGCUUAGCUUUGACUUAAAUAUUCUAUUCAAAUACAGCUCUUAUUUUUUGAUUUUUUACUUCCCAUGCACAGUCAUGAAUGCAUAAGUAUAGAAUAGUUGAGUCAAAGUACAUUCUUUCAGAUGAUGACUGGAAAGAGAAUUGAGUAUGUUAUUACAGAUAUUUGGCUUUCUCAGCUUUUCAAAAACAUUCUACAUUAAAGGAUGAGGCUAGUGUUAUUUUAUAUUUUUUCUUAUUCUCAAAAAUACCAUGAAAAGUCCACAAACAACAAUGUGUUAGUCUGUCCUUCAAUGCUUCUGAUGCUAUCUGUGGCUCCUACUGAAGAUGUAAACUGUUAAAAACGUCUCACAGAUAUUGUUUCAUUUUUAAUUUCCUAAAACGUCACUCGCUCGUCACUGUAGUUUUUAGUAAACAUUAAUCAAACACAAGGAAAUAGUGCAUAAAUUUAGGACUACUUUCAGUGGCGGAUUAAUCCACAUUUGGUGCUCCAGUGAGUAUUUGUGGCAGCAGGAUGGUGUGUGUGGG
Molecule: messenger RNA, 7141 nt
Organism: Thunnus maccoyii (southern bluefin tuna)
Lineage: Eukaryota; Metazoa; Chordata; Actinopteri; Scombriformes; Scombridae
Gene: plppr4b
Product: 2-lysophosphatidate phosphatase PLPPR4
Exons: 8
Coding region: 979-3489 (836 amino acids)
Biological process (GO): phospholipid metabolic process; phospholipid dephosphorylation; axonogenesis
Molecular function (GO): phosphatidate phosphatase activity
Source: RefSeq, a predicted model, not a curated record